ACAAAGAUUUUGAGUUUCGUGAGUGAGUGAGAGUGACAUACAUGACAUUGAGUUCAUUUCUUUUUGGGUAAGAGAAAGAAGAAGAAGAAGAAAGAUGUUUGCUUGAAGCUCUCUCUUCUCUGCCACGAAGAUCAGAACUUUACAGUUUCAAGCAUAAUGAUCUUCUAGUUCUGCUUAUUUGCUUUCUCUCUUUGAUUUUUCAUUUUGUUUUUGUGUGGCUAUGGCGGAGGGUUUUGAGCCCUACCAUGUCCCACAACAAAGCAGAAGAGAUAAGCUAAGAAUUGUGGCUCAAAACCACUCAGCCGGCGUUGAAUCCACGGCUGUUUCUCUUUCGCCUUGCUCCGGUUUACUCCCUUUGUACGACGCUUCUCUUCUUUCCUCCGAUUUGCUGUCUAGCGCUGCCAACGGUAGUCUCGUUUGUGCCGGUAAAGAAGAAGGUGCGAGUUCCAUGGGUUUUGUUGGUGGGAUUUCUUCAUCAGUUUCUCUUCACCACCCUUAUUUGGAUGCACAAUCGUCCUUACCAUUGAACCCUAGCUCGAUUCAAGAUAUGAACAACCACCCUUUUCUUUAUACCCAACAGAACCUUCAAAACAUAAGAUAUUUCGACCCUUCUUACAACAGUGCCACUGGUCAAGCCUUGUCUCUUUCUCUAUCAUCUCAUGAUACCCACCAAAACAGUCUUCCUUUGGAGCUUGGAUUUGUGGUUCCAAGCAUUAUUGGUGCUGCCAGUGCCAGUGCCAGUGCCACCGGUUAUGCUUCGAUUCUCAAGGGAUCGAGGCUUCUGAGUCCUGCGCAACAGUUAUUAGAAGAAUUAUGCGAUGUGGGAUGGGGAUUUUACUCUGAAAAGUUCACUCCCGAUUCUUCUUUAAUGGAGCCGCCACCAUUGCAGAAUUUGAGUGCUACUGACAUUAUCGACGAUGGUGAGAGUAGAAGGAAAAAGUCGAGGCUAAUUUCAAUGCUUGACGAGGUUUACAGGAGCUACAAGCAGUAUUAUCAACAAAUACAAGCUGUAGUUGCAUCGUUCGAGUAUGUUGCUGGGCUGGGAAAUGCUGCUCCUUUUGCAAACGUGGCUUUGAAAGCCAUGUCUAAACAUUUCAAGUGCUUGAAGAAAGCAAUCACAGACCAGCUUCAGUUCAUUAAUGAGCCUCACGGUCCGACGAGCCCCGGGAAAGAUGAACGUCCGGUGUUUGGAAGUGGCGAAAGAAGCCUUUAUAACCGAGCUGUUCAUAACUCCGGGUUCCAUGAGCACCAACCUGUUUGGCGGCCUCAACGAGGCCUCCCCGAGCGCGCUGUGACUGUACUUCGAGCAUGGCUAUUUGAACACUUUCUACACCCUUAUCCGACCGACACCGACAAGCUCAUGUUGGCCAAACAAACCGGUCUAUCGCGUAACCAGGUAUCAAAUUGGUUUAUAAAUGCUAGAGUAAGGCUUUGGAAGCCAAUGGUGGAAGAAAUACACACUCUCGAACAAGCUCAAAAAGGUUCUGAGGACCAAAAUUCGAAUAAGUUGAACGAUCAUAUGUCUUCGAUGAACUCUCUCGCUCCCGAAAAUCCAUCAACCUCCAUUCAAAGGGCUCAAGAUAUGCCAUCGAAACGCACCCGAAGUGAACCACUUGCUGAUAUACCCCUCAGAAGCGAACCACUCAACUUAUCAUCGUACAACAGCAUGUCAAGCCAUCCACACGUUGGUAUGGCAGGUGGAAGCAAUGGGGUCUCCUUAACACUAGGUCUUCAUCAAAACAACAGUAUCGGCUUAUCCGAGCCGUUUCCCAUGAAUGCAGCCCAGCAUUUCGGCCUUGGCCUAAGCAGCGAGGGGUACGUCAUCGGCGGUUAUGAAGCACAGAAUCGGCAUUUCGGAAGGGAUGUUAUCGGAGGACAGCUUUUGCAUGAUUUCGUCGGUUGAAAAAAUGUUUCGGAGAAGAAAGGCUAAUGGUCAUUAUUUAAUCGCAUGUUAUAUUAUACCA
Messenger RNA from Hibiscus syriacus, 1964 nucleotides. Its product is annotated as BEL1-like homeodomain protein 9. The transcript has 4 exons. NCBI's taxonomy places the organism in Eukaryota, Viridiplantae, Streptophyta, Magnoliopsida, Malvales, Malvaceae. The record is from RefSeq and is a predicted model, not a curated record. Gene Ontology annotation, biological process: regulation of transcription by RNA polymerase II. The coding region runs from base 221 to 1903 and encodes 560 amino acids. Gene Ontology annotation, molecular function: DNA-binding transcription factor activity, RNA polymerase II-specific; RNA polymerase II cis-regulatory region sequence-specific DNA binding.